Thamnophis elegans (Western terrestrial garter snake) is the source of this 800-nucleotide messenger RNA. It is a transcript of the gene CINP, whose product is annotated as cyclin dependent kinase 2 interacting protein. The coding region runs from base 48 to 668 and encodes 206 amino acids. The record is from RefSeq and is a predicted model, not a curated record. The transcript is spliced from 5 exons. NCBI's taxonomy places the organism in Eukaryota, Metazoa, Chordata, Lepidosauria, Squamata, Natricidae.
GAGGGAUUUAGGAAGAGGGUCGCCGUACGCGGAGCCGAAGGGGGAAGAUGUCUGCUGGUAGUUCUACUCCUAGGACACCUGUAUUGUCCAUAAGUGCAAGAAAAAUCAAAGACAAUGCAGCAGACUGGCACAACCUAGUGAUGAAAUGGGAAACCUUGAAUGAUAAUGGGUUUUCUAUUGCCACCAAGAUUGUGAACAUCAAAAAUGCUACACAGAUUAAAGACAGCAAUUUGGAGAUAGAACAUGAGGAUUCCUCUGACAGUGAAAGACUGCCACUUAACUACAACACGGAACUGGAGCAGUGCUGUACAGAACUACUUGGGAUUUUUGAAAAAUUGGCUAAAAUACAUGAGAAAAUGGAAAAACUGUGUUCAACAACUAAAGGGGUCUGUGACUUAGAAACAUACCAUCAUGCAGCAGAACCCAAGGCACCGUUAUUUCACACAUGGCCUGUUUCUCAUUUCCAUGAAGUCUCAGUCAAGCUCUUAGAUAUGUAUUCACAAGAACUGAAACUCAAGCACACCAUUGUGGAAGAAAUUGCUCAUACAGCUGACCAAGAUCUACAGAUGGUCUAUUUAUCAUCAUGGUUACAUCAGCCCUACAUUGACAACAGCAACAUAGUUCUGUUAGAAAGUAUGUUGUUAGAAACAGGGCAUAGACAGCUAUAAUGUUACCUAUUUCUUUUAUAUAUCACCUUAAAUUUAAAUCUUUAGGUUUAGCAAGAUAUAUAGUGCUAAUAUUGUUAUGGAUUUAUGAUAAUAUUACAGCUUAUUUAUAAUAAAGUUUUUUUAUGAUUUAUA